Aspergillus luchuensis is the source of this 366-nucleotide messenger RNA. RefSeq lists its product as uncharacterized. The transcript has a single exon. Bases 1 to 366 code for a protein of 121 amino acids. Lineage: Eukaryota; Fungi; Ascomycota; Eurotiomycetes; Eurotiales; Aspergillaceae. The record is from RefSeq and is a predicted model, not a curated record.
AUGGCCAAUUCGGCCGGCGUGCGCAACGUGUGGGGUGGUGGAUGUCUAAUCUCUGCCAUUGCGCUUAGCGCCGCCACCAUGCCGCUUCAAGACCAUGGCAAGGAACGGAUCCACCGAGACCGGAUCAACGCGAAAAUUGUCAACGCAAGAUGCCAACGCUGUUGCACUCAUGCGCGCAACACGCAGAAAUCGGCGAAAUGGCCGCAACAGGCAUGUACCCCACCCAGGGCCACCACAGCCGUCGGCCGCCCAACGCGGACUGACCACGAGUGGGAACUCUGCGCGUGCAUCUGCUGUUCGCAGAGUCGAUGCGGUCCUGUUCAACCGACGGUCCUCGUUGCACAGAGCAGUCGGCUUCCCGGGUAG